CUGAGAGGUCCUUCCUUCUUUUUCCUCUGGUCUGCGUCAGGAGGUGAGAUAUAGCUUUAGAUUUCAUCUCUUAUUCUCUCUCUCUCUCCAUUUUUUUUUUCUGGAUCCACAAGCAAACUCCUAGAUCUCAAUCGCCACCCAUCCCCUCCAUCUUAAAUUCUCUCGGAUUUUGAUCGCCUUCUUGUCUCCCACAAUUCGCCACUACAAGUUUUAUUUGUAUAACUAUAAACCAUGUGGAGGUUCAAGCCUUUCAUGCACAAAGAACCGUCUGGUCUUGAAGGUCGCUCAAUUGAUGUUGGCAAUAUUAAGAUUCAUGUUAGAAACGUCAUUGCUGAAGGAGGAUUCUCUUGUGUGUACUUAGCCAAGGAUGCUGUACACCUUUCAAAACAGUAUGCUUUAAAGCACAUUAUAUGCAAUGAUGAGGAAUCACUUGAAUUGGUGUUGAAGGAGGUUUCUGUAAUGAAAUCGCUCCGUGGCCACCCCAAUGUUGUUACGCUUUAUGCCCAUACUAUCAUAGAUAUGGGACGCACGAAGGAAGCUCUACUUGUGAUGGAAUUUUGUGAGAAGUCUUUGGUUAAUGUCCUGGAGAGUAGAGGAGCUGGGUACUUUGAUGAAAAGCAAGUUCUCUUAAUUUUCAGAGACGUGUGCAAUGCAGUAUUUGCCAUGCAUUGCCAUUCCCCACCAAUUGCUCACAGAGAUUUGAAAGCUGAAAAUGUUUUGUUAGGCUCAGAUGGCCUCUGGAAAUUGUGUGAUUUUGGAAGCACUUCUACAAAUCACAAGCGCUUUGAGAAGCCCGAGGAGAUGGGCAUUGAAGAAGAUAAUAUCAGGAAGUACACUACACCUGCCUAUAGGGCCCCUGAGAUGUGGGAUCUAUUCCGUAGAGAACUUAUAAAUGAGAAAGUUGACAUAUGGGCUCUUGGGUGUCUUCUCUUCCGUAUAUGUUACUUCAAAAGCGCUUUUGAUGGAGAGUCAAAACUUCAAAUUUUAAAUGGGAAUUAUCGAAUUCCAGAGUUACCUAAAUAUAGCCCAUCCAUUACAGACCUAAUCAGAGAUAUGCUCCAAGGAUCCCCAAAUGACAGACCAGACAUCACGCAGGUCUGGUUUCGUGUUAAUGGGCUACUACCUGUUGAUUCACAGAAAUCAUUACCUGAUCAGCCACCUGACAUGCCCCCUACAGACAAACUGGAAGCAGGCAUUAUUUCAAAUACCAUGAACAAGUCACCUCCGAUGCCUCGUCGAAGUCCACCCCCACCUCCAUCAGUUAAAAGUUCAUCACAAGCAGCACAUGUAUCUAAGGCAGCAGGGGCAGGUGGAGGUGGAGGGCCGGUGGGUGCCUUCUGGUCUACUCAACAUGCCAAUGACACCACCAUCAUAGAGGAUGCAACCAAAAUUAGGUUUGAUGAAGAAUCGACUUCUCGUAGUGCAUCUAAAGCCGAUAAGGUUAAUCCAAAUAAUCAUUCUACGCGUAAGAAUGCCAGUCCUGGGGAUAUAAACCAAAAGUCAAACAAGACAGAUAGUGGUUCAUUCAGAGAUUUCGAAUUAUCAUUUUUCCAGAACGAAACGGAGCGUGGUUCUGAAGAGUCCAAAGGAUCAAAAAUUGAGAGUUCUGCUUUCCAGGACAAAGCUUUUAACAAUUUUGUUGCUGAGUUUGGUACCGCCAAUUUCAGUUCUGAUGUCACUAACAACAGAUCAGGAAAGGAAGUAGCUUUAGAGGCUGAGGUGGAGAAGUUGAAGGAACAACUGAAGCAAGCAAAUGUGGAGAAAACUGAAAUCACAUCCAAAUUUGAAAAGCUGUCUGCUAUCUGCCGUUCUCAGAGGCAAGAGAUACAGGAGCUCAAGCAAGCACUUGCUGCUAGGAGUCCAUCACCAAACAAAGUUGAAAUGAAAAACCAUAACUCCCGGGACGUUCCGCCUUCCACUAUGCCGCGGCUACAAAAGACCGAUGUGAACGCUCAAAGCCCAGAUGCAAAGCAAUGGCAGGCAUUUGCAGAAGAAUCCCCGAACCAGCAGCCUGUUAAUCCGGAAAAGGGUGUAAAAUCUAUGAGGACCAGAAGCCUCCAGAGAAAGCAGGCUGCUCCAGAAGACACUGGUUUCGAAAGUUGGGGCUUCGGAGCGGAAAGUUUCACAUCUGUUUCUGCUGGAAGCUCCAACGCAUCAGGAUUAGCUGGUGAAAGGAGUAGCUCACAACAACGUAUUGGUGAACCCAGAAACACUGACAUAUCUUCUCAACCUGCUGGAUGGGCUGGUUUCUAGUUCCGGCCAUGGUAGGGAGCUGAAGGUGAUCUUUGAAUGCAGUUUCUUGUUUCCUCGCGAUACUUUUCGAGGAAAUGAUGCUUGCAAGAGUACAAAUUUGUGGUCGGCUUGAAAGAUAAGUACUACUGAUAGGGACAUUUUCAUUUGAAUCCAAUAUAUAUAUAUGUGUGUGUAUUUGUGGUUGUGGUUUAUAAGAUCAAGUGAUAUGGGGGAACUUCUGGAUGUGUUGCUUGUUUUGGUCUAAUAUAAUAAGUUACCAUUUGCACCAA
Molecule: messenger RNA, 2522 nt
Organism: Momordica charantia (bitter melon)
Lineage: Eukaryota; Viridiplantae; Streptophyta; Magnoliopsida; Cucurbitales; Cucurbitaceae
Product: Protein kinase superfamily protein
Biological process (GO): protein phosphorylation
Cellular component (GO): cytoplasm
Molecular function (GO): protein serine/threonine kinase activity; ATP binding
Source: RefSeq, a predicted model, not a curated record